This is a messenger RNA of Punctularia strigosozonata HHB-11173 SS5, 1080 nucleotides long. Its product is annotated as Pkinase-domain-containing protein. NCBI's taxonomy places the organism in Eukaryota, Fungi, Basidiomycota, Agaricomycetes, Corticiales, Punctulariaceae. The annotation marks the transcript as partial. The record is from RefSeq and is a predicted model, not a curated record. Gene Ontology annotation, molecular function: protein serine/threonine kinase activity; ATP binding. Gene Ontology annotation, biological process: intracellular signal transduction; protein phosphorylation. The transcript is spliced from 2 exons. Gene Ontology annotation, cellular component: cytoplasm.
AUGUCUGACAGCAGCGAGGAUGCCCCGCGAGUAACUCGGCCCCGCCGAACGGAUCCUCAUCGAAUCGGCAACUGGAAGAUUGGGCGAGUAAUCGGGCAGGGCAGCUCUGGACGCGUACGGGUUGCGCGGAACUCUAUCACUGGCCAGCACGCUGCGGUCAAGAUCGUCUCAAAGACAUCGGUGUUUAACUCGCGCAUGUCUGGCAUAUGCGAACUAGGCGACGAUGCGGACCAAAUUCUACUCGGAAUACAACGAGAGAUUGUUAUCAUGAAGCUCAUCGAUCAUCCGAACAUCAUGCGGCUCUAUGAUUUCUGGGAAACGUCUUCGGAACUAUUCCUGAUCUUGGAGUACGUUGAGGGGGGCGAGCUCUUCGAGUAUCUGUGCAAGAAAGGAGCACUCCCGACUGCAGAGGCUUUAGGCUACUUCCAACAAAUCAUCUGUGCCGUGGACUACUGCCAUAGGUUCAAGAUCGCGCAUCGGGAUCUCAAACCGGAGAAUGUGCUACUGGACAAGGAUAAGAACAUCAAGAUAGCAGACUUUGGUAUGGCGGCUUGGCAAGUGCACGACAAAAGCGGGCUCCUACGGACGGCUUGUGGCAGCCCCCACUACGCGGCCCCGGAGGUGAUACGAGGCGAGGCUUACAACGGUUCUAUGUCUGACAUCUGGUCUUGUGGCAUCAUCCUCUACGCACUGCUCAUGGGAAAACUUCCUUUUGACGACGAGGAUCUCACCGUGCUCCUGGAGAAGAUCAAAUCUGGCAAGUACACGGUGUCUGCUAGCAUGAAUCCCCUGGCCAAGGACCUUCUGGCACGGAUGCUCGAACUCGACGUCAACAAACGAAUCACUAUGGAUAAAAUCCUGCUUCAUCCUUUCUUCGUGUCUCAGCCACCCAAGCAAACCUGCUCAAGCUCGGUGCCAGGCCUGGAUGCUCUCGACCGCCCCGUCGGAGGACUGCUUGACGUCGACCCUGAAAUCCUCCGGAAUCUCUGUACUCUCUGGCACGAAUCCUCUAAGGCGGAAGUUCUUGAGCGGCUCGCAAGCGACGAACAAAACCUCGAGAAAGACAUUUACCGUCUCCUC